Messenger RNA from Lepidothrix coronata (blue-crowned manakin), 727 nucleotides. RefSeq names its product sodium/potassium-transporting ATPase subunit beta-2-like. NCBI's taxonomy places the organism in Eukaryota, Metazoa, Chordata, Aves, Passeriformes, Pipridae. The transcript has a single exon. Gene Ontology annotation, biological process: intracellular potassium ion homeostasis; intracellular sodium ion homeostasis; potassium ion import across plasma membrane. Gene Ontology annotation, cellular component: sodium:potassium-exchanging ATPase complex. Gene Ontology annotation, molecular function: ATPase activator activity. The record is from RefSeq and is a predicted model, not a curated record. Bases 213 to 503 code for a protein of 96 amino acids.
AAUGGGGGUGUUGGGACCCCCCUGGAUCCCUGGGAAUGGUUUUUUUUCCUGCUCUGGACACCUGGAUCCCCGGGAAUGGGGGUGUUGGGAAUGGGGGUGUUGGGUCCCCCCUGGAUCCCCGGGAAUGGGGGUGUUGGGAAUAGGGUGUUGGGUCCCCCCUGGAUCCCUGGGAACGGGUUUUUUCCCUGCUCUGGUCACCUGGAUCCCCGGGAAUGGGGGUGUUGGGACCCCUCUGGAUCCUUGGGAAUGGGGGUGUUGGGUCCCCCCUGGAUCCCCGGGAACGGGGGUGUUGUGUGUGUGUGUGUGUGUCCCCAAUUCCCACCCCCCUGUCCCCCCAGGUGAACUACACGCAGCCGGUGGUGGCCGUGCAGUUCCCCAACGCCACGGCCAACGUGGAUCACCACGUGGAGUGCCGGCUCAACGCCGCCGGGCUCCGCACCGACGACGAGCGCGACAAGUUCGCCGGGCGCGUCGCCUUCCGCCUCCGCAUCAACCGCGACUGACCCCCGGCCCCCCGCGCCCCCCCCGUAGCCCCCCGGCUCCCCCCCGUCCGCCGGCGCCCCCCCGUCGGGUCUAAUCGCCCUCCCGCCGCCGCCGCGUCCCCCCCGGCUGCCCCUAAUGUGAGGAUAAUAAAUGUACAUAGGUAUUUUUUAUAUGAUAAAUCUAUUAAACGGUGCAGUAGGGCCCUGGCCGCUCCCCUUCCCUCCCUCGCCCGCCCCGGAGGUCG